GUGGAGCAGGCGGAGCCUGGGCGAGUCACGUGGGCGGAGCGUGCUCAGUGCGGCUGCGCCGGCCGGUAGCUGCAGCUGAAGCGGCGGCGUUUGGAAGCGACACGAAACUGGAUGGCUUCUACAGGGAGCCAGGCCUCUGAUAUAGACGAGAUUUUUGGAUUCUUCAGUGAUGGCGCACCCCCCACCAAAAAGCCCAGGAAGCUGCUUCCAAGCCUAAAAACUAAGAAGCCUCGGGAACUCGUGCUGGUUAUUGGCACAGGCAUCAGUGCUGCUGUUGCCCCUCAGGUUCCAGCCCUGAAAUCCUGGAAGGGGUUGAUCCAGGCCUUGCUGGACGCUGCCAUCGAUUUUGAUCUUCUAGAAGAUGAGGAGAGCAAAAAGUUUCAGAAGUGUCUCCAUGAAGACAAGAACCUUGUCCAUGUUGCCCAUGACCUUAUCCAGAAACUCUCUCCUCGCACCAGUAAUGUUCGAUCCACAUUUUUCAAAGACUGUUUAUAUGAAGUAUUUGAUGACUUGGAGUCAAAGAUGGAAGAUUCUGGAAAACAGCUACUUCAGUCAGUUCUCCACUUGAUGGAAAAUGGAGCCCUUGUAUUAACUACAAAUUUUGAUAAUCUCCUGGAACUGUAUGCAGCAGACCAGGGGAAACAACUCGAAUCCCUUGACCUUACUGAUGAGAAAAAGGUCCUCGAGUGGGCUCAGGAGAAGAGGAAACUGAGUGUGCUGCACAUCCAUGGGGUCUACACCAACCCUAGUGGCAUUGUCCUUCAUCCAGCAGGAUAUCAGAAUGUGCUCAGGAACACUGAAGUUAUGAGAGAGAUUCAGAAACUGUAUGAAAACAAGUCAUUUCUUUUCUUGGGCUGUGGCUGGACUGUGGAUGACACCACUUUCCAGGCCCUUUUCCUGGAGGCUGUGAAGCAUAAAUCUGACUUAGAACAUUUCAUGCUGGUCCGGAGAGGAGAUGUAGAUGAGUUCAAGAAGCUUCGAGAAAACAUGCUAGACAAAGGUAUCAAGGUUAUCUCCUAUGGAAAUGACUAUGCUGAUCUCCCAGAGUAUUUCAAGCGACUGACACGUGAGAUCUCCACCAGGGGUAGAUCAGGGAUGGUGAGAGAAGGUCAGCUAAAUGGCUCCUCUGCAGCGCACAGUGAAAUAAGAGGCUGUAGUACAUGAGCAAGCUAGAGAAAUCACCACUGUUAGACCAAGCUAUAAGGCUCUACUGUGGACAGUGUUUAACAACUUACAAGAACCCAGCACAGCUCCCAGGAAGUACCAAUACCCAGAGGUUGAAGGUUGGAGAUAAGAGUGGGGUGGGGGGAAUGUUCCAACCUAAUCCUUCAUGGUUCCUGAUUUCUGCUGCCGGUUCCAGUUCAAGAACAUCCAAGCAACAACAGAACCCAAAUUCCACCCCCCACUUCACUCCCCAGGCUGGGCAUGCUGUGUCUACAUGGCAGAUCAGUGUGACACCUCCACCAUGAGUGGCUGCAACUCUGCAAGGACUUGGAUGUGGGUGCCAGGGGUCCCCACGGCUGUUGUCACAGUUUUGUAUUCUGUACUUGGGUUUUUCAAUUGAGCAUAAUGGCUUUUUUAAAACAUGACUUGAAGCUCUAGUUUUCUAGAUCUUUUACAGUACAUAGUAUUUUACAUAACUGAGCUGUAUUAAAAGCUUGUUCAUUUACUUGCCAGGGCCUUGAUUCUAUUUUUAGAGUCAUUGUAGAAAACUCUGACUUAC
Messenger RNA from Otolemur garnettii (small-eared galago), 1723 nucleotides. It is a transcript of the gene SIRAL1, whose product is annotated as family with sequence similarity 118 member B. The record is from RefSeq and is a predicted model, not a curated record. Bases 112 to 1164 code for a protein of 350 amino acids. The transcript has 8 exons. NCBI's taxonomy places the organism in Eukaryota, Metazoa, Chordata, Mammalia, Primates, Galagidae.